AUGGCAGCAAGCCUCGUCGAAGUCGAUGUUGGCGGAGAACUUUUGACAAAAAGCAAUAAUCUUUCUGACGAUGGUUUGCUUCUCAUCCUCAGCAGAGGAGAAAAAUUGCAUUCUUGGAUUGAUUACGACGAAGAAUUGAAGAGAAUAGAGGUCAGGCUUUGCCAGGAUAAGGAUCCGAAGGAAGCAGCCCCUUCGAUCUCUCACUCUAUCGAUUUGUCUUACAUGUUGUGGAGGGAGGCGUCCUGGGUGGGUUUAUCUUCCUGGAGUGGCAAUUCUAGUCAUGGCAGUAGCAUAUACUCAUGGAAUUUUAUAGAGAAGAGUAAGCUCUGUACUUGCACAAUUCCAGUUUAUUCUGCAUUAAUGCUUAGCAGCUUCAGGAGUUUUUCCGACUUGCAGGCAUCACUCACUAAUGAUGCUACUGUAUCUAUCAACAGAUGCUUGUGGAUUCCUGAAGGUUCUAUUCUUGGUGUUGCAUUUUCAAAGCAUCUAGUGCAGAUCUAUGCUUUUAAUCUAAAUGAAGAAUUACGACAACAUUUGGAGAUUGAUGCUCAUAUAGGCAGUGUUAAUGACAUUGCCUUUUCCUAUCCCAAGAAGACUCUCUCGAUCAUCACUUGCGGCGAUGACAAGGCAAUUAAAGUGUGGGAUGCUUCAACUGGACAGAAACAGUAUACAUUUGAAGGCCAUGAAGCCCCUGUUUAUUCUGUUUGUCCUCACUUCAACGGGUCUAUCCAUUUUUUCUUCUCAACUUCAACUGAUGGUAAAAUCAAAGCAUGGAGCUAUGAGGGUUUGAUAUCUAGAGUUGCCUAUGAAGCUCCUGGCCACUGGUGCACAACAAUGGCAUAUAGUGCAGAUGGAACAAGGCUUUUUUCAUGUGGAACAAGUAAAGAUGGGGAUUCACAUUUAGUUGAGUGGAAUGAGACUGGAACUAUUAAGCAGACAUACAAUGGCUUUAGAAAACACUCAUUGGGAGUUGUUCAGUUCGACACAACUCGGAACCGCUUCUUGGUUGCAGGGGAUGAAUUCCAGAUUAAGUUUUGGGAUAUGGAUAACACUGAUAUACUGACUACUACUGAUGCAAAUGGAGGACUUCCUGCAUUUCCUCAACUGAGAUUCCAGAAAGAUGGUUCAUUACUUGCUGUUACGACUAGUGAUAAUGGAAUUAAAAUCCUGGCAAAUGCUGAUGGACAACGGGUUUUAAGGAUGCUUGAGGUUUCACGUAGUGUUUCUAAACAAUCUAAUUCCAAUGCUGUUGUGGAUAGUACUAGAGCUGCUGAUGUCAAGCCAAGGAUUCCUGAAGAAACUGAAAGAAUCAGAAGCUGGAAGCUAACUGAGAUUGUGAAUGUUGGGCAUCUUAAAACUUUGCGUUUGCCCGAUUCAACAUCAGCAGUGAGCAAGGUUGUGAGAUUGAUAUACACCAAUUCUGGAUGCAGUUUACUAGCACUUGGUUCCAAUGCAGUGCAUAAACUCUGGCAGUGGCCGUGCGAUGAACGAAAUCCAUCGGGCAAGUCAACUGCAUCUGUUGCUCCUCAGCUCCGUCAGCCACCAAAUGGUAUUCUUAUGACCAAUGAAAGGAGUGAUAACAAUCCAGAAGAAGCAACUACUUGUAUUGCUUUAUCUAAGAAUGACUCUUAUGCAAUGUCUGCAUCAGGUGGAAAAGUUUCUCUGUUAAAUAUGAGGACUUUUAAGGUUAUAACCACUUUUAUGCCAACCCCACCGGCAGCCACGUCUUUAGCAUUUCAUCCUGAAGAUAAUAACAUGACUGCUGCUGGAAUAGAAGAUUCUAGUAUUUUGAUCUAUAAUAUUCGGAUUGAUGAGGUGAAAAUCAAACUCAAGGGCCACCAAAAAAAGAUAACCGGUCUUGCAUUUUCCCCUUCACUAAAUGCUCUCGUGUCUGCUGGAGCCGAUGCUCAGCUUUGUGUUUGGAGCAUAGGAAGUUGGGAGAAGAAAAACUCCCGCUUUAUCCAGGCGUUUACUGGAUGUACAUCUCCAUUAGUUGGGGACAUCCAAAUUCAAUUUCACAGUAAUCAGACACAUCUGUUGGUUGUUCACGAAAGGCAAAUAGCUAUCUAUAACAGUAAACUCGAUUCUUUGUGUUGGGUUAGUUCUUUGUGUUGA
Zingiber officinale is the source of this 2115-nucleotide messenger RNA. Its product is annotated as protein TPR3-like. Bases 1 to 2115 code for a protein of 704 amino acids. Gene Ontology annotation, biological process: regulation of DNA-templated transcription. The transcript is spliced from 12 exons. Gene Ontology annotation, molecular function: protein binding; carbohydrate binding. The record is from RefSeq and is a predicted model, not a curated record. NCBI's taxonomy places the organism in Eukaryota, Viridiplantae, Streptophyta, Magnoliopsida, Zingiberales, Zingiberaceae.